Cheilinus undulatus (humphead wrasse) is the source of this 2466-nucleotide messenger RNA. RefSeq names its product aminocarboxymuconate semialdehyde decarboxylase (gene acmsd). The record is from RefSeq and is a predicted model, not a curated record. Lineage: Eukaryota; Metazoa; Chordata; Actinopteri; Labriformes; Labridae. The transcript has 10 exons. Bases 333 to 1229 code for a protein of 298 amino acids. Gene Ontology annotation, biological process: secondary metabolic process. Gene Ontology annotation, cellular component: cytoplasm; cytosol. Gene Ontology annotation, molecular function: carboxy-lyase activity; hydrolase activity.
GUGUCCGGCAUCCAGCCAGCCAGUCUCCCAUCUCAUAUUAUGUCUGUAUUGACUUCGUAAAAUUAAUGUUAUGUAAUCGCUGUGCUUGUUAGUCUGAAAAGUCACAGAUUUUUCCUCUACUUAUAUUUCCUUAUGCCCAUAUUAAUAUGGCAGCAAUGCACGAAGAAAACAGCGAAGAAGACCUUCAGUUCAAGUGACUUCUGGUAUUAAAAGAAGAGAUAUGGUGGUGCUCAUCUGACUUCUGGUGUGAAGUGGAGGUCCUCCGAUGCAUCCAGAGGUAUGGAUAUGAUGGAUUCGUCCAGCUUUACCAUCACUGCAAGGGUGAAGCACAGAUGAUGAAGGAUGGGAAGCUGUUCAGAGUGAUCCAAGAAAACUGCUGGGAUGCAAAUGCACGCAUAAGAGACAUGGAUCAACAUGGAGUAACAGUCCAGGCCCUCUCUACAGUUCCUGUGAUGUUCAGUUACUGGGCCAAACCCCAUGACACUCUGGAUCUUAGUGUCCUCUUAAAUGACGAUUUGGCCCAGACAGUGCGUAGCCACCCCAAGAGGUUUGUGGGCCUGGGCACCUUGCCCAUGCAGGCCCCUGACUUAGCCGUGCUGGAGAUGACCCGCUGUGUGAAGGAGCUGGGCUUCCCUGGGGUGCAAAUAGGCUCACAUAUCAACAACUGGGACCUCAAUUCUGCUGAACUCUAUCCUUUCUAUGCUGCAGCUGAGGAGCUGGGCUGCUCCAUAUUUGUGCACCCCUGGGACAUGCAGACAGAUGGGAGGAUGGCUAAGUAUUGGCUGCCCUGGCUGGUGGGUAUGCCAUCGGAGACAACCAUGGCGAUUUGCUCAAUGAUAUUUGGAGGUGUCUUUGAGAGAUUUCCCAAACUGAAAGUCUGCUUUGCACAUGGAGGUGGAUCUUUUCCAUUUACCAUUGGUAGAAUUGAACAUGGCCACACAGUUCGCCCUGACCUUUGUGCUGUUGACAACAAGAUCUCUCCCAGAAAAUACCUUGGCUCUUUCUACACUGAUUCUCUUGUGCAUGAUCCUAUUGCCCUGAAGUUACUACUUGAUGUGAUCGGAAAAGAUAAAGUCAUGCUGGGAACAGAUUAUCCAUUUCCUCUGGGGGAGCUGCAACCUGGAUCACUAAUUGAGUCAAUGAAUGAAUUUGAUGGCUCAUUAAAGGAUAUGUUACUGGCUGGAAAUGCUCUGGAGUUUUUGGGCCUGGAAAGAAAGCAGUUUGAGUAACAAGAGAUUAUGUAAAACAUCUGCUACACUCAGUAAAGAUGAUAAAUGAUGUAAAGAUUCCUAAUUUGAUCACUUAAAAAGAUUUAACCUCUUUAUUUUCAUAUGAUGAUUUAUAAAAAACCCAUGCUCAGUUUUGCAUCAUUGUCUUUCUUUUACCUAAUAAAAUACUGACAAAGGGAAAUUCAAGCUGUUAUAGGAAAGAAUGGGCAUGUAAUGCUCUUGUGCACACUGAAAAUAAAUAUUUUACAUAGUAAUGGUUGUGUUCUUUCAGUUUUUCUCUGAGCUCAUGUGCCAGUAAAAAGUCUUCUCAUUCUAUGAGCUGUAAAUGUUAAAAUCUGAUACGGCUCCAGGGCUCUGUUGAGCAGCCAGUCACAUGAGAAGUCACAGUGUUCUAAUUUUAUUAUUUAAAGUCGCGAUAUUUAUACACACUUUACUCUUAUAUCCAUUGUUAAUGCAGUGUGGUAUUUUUCUGUAACUAUGUAAAGCAUUUGAUUCUUUUAAUCGUGAUAUUUUUAAUUGUAAAAUUGUUGCAACAUUGAUUUCAUGAUAAUGUCUUAAAAAGUGGCUGAGUAAUUAUGAUAAUAAACACCAGUAUGUCAACAUUGAUGAUACAAAAUCUGAGAGAGCUAUGAUACAGUGUGGGGGACCACAAGGUUCCAUUCUAGGACCAUUAUUGCUCCACAUCUACAUUAAUGAUACCACAUUGGUAUCCAAUUUGUCCAUUAUUGUUUGCAUAUGACACAGAUUUGCUUAUAUCUCAUACAAAUGUGUUUGCUGUCAUUAAGGAAGUUAACAACAGCUGUCUCACAUGACAAAAGAAAAGUACAAGCAUCCUGGUGUGUAGACCUUUUUUGCUUCCCUAUUAUUGUUCAGUUUGGAUCCAGGGCCCACUGAGGGAUGUGCAAGCGCUACCGUGGUUUAUCUGUAAAAAAGGGAGCAAUGACUCGCACAUUAACUUAUCAAAAACAGUCCUCAGUGUUAGAUGGCAGUCAGAACUGAGAGUCCGAGGCACUCUGAUGUAGUAAAAAUCCUUUAUUAAACAGGGAUAUGUGCGCGUGGUAAACCCUACUGUAUUUUGAUCUGUUAUUGGUGUGUAUUCCAUUUCCAUUUAGUUUAAGGCUUAUCCUCAUCAUAGCUCCUCUUCAGAUGUGUUCCUGACUUUUUUAACAGUUACUGUGUGCUAAACUGUAGUUCCUUUGUGACUUGUUGUCAUGUUUUUUUAGCCCAUAUUUGAUAC